Molecule: messenger RNA, 8212 nt
Organism: Gallus gallus (chicken)
Lineage: Eukaryota; Metazoa; Chordata; Aves; Galliformes; Phasianidae
Product: protocadherin gamma-A2-like
Biological process (GO): homophilic cell-cell adhesion
Cellular component (GO): plasma membrane
Molecular function (GO): calcium ion binding
Source: RefSeq, a predicted model, not a curated record
GGAGGAGAGGAAGGAGACGAGCGCUGCACGCAGCCCCGCCCGCUGCGGCCCGGCUCGAUCGCUCACUCAGUCGCUCGCUGUGUCGGCGUCCGGGCGGGCUGCGAGCGGCCGCGGAGUGCGGAGCGGAGCUGCAGCGAGUCGGAGGGGCGGCGGGAGCGGUCGGCAGCGGCCGCCCAGAAGCAGUGGAAGGAGAAGAAGGCGAGAGAGGAGAGUGGCAGAAGAAGCCGGCGACGGAGAGGCCUGGAAGCGGCGAGCGUGAGGUGUCGGCGGUGUUGCGGUGGCGGCGGGGCCGUACGGGAGAUGUGCGCGGCGAGAGAAGGGCGCUGCGGCCGGCGGCAGCGGGCGCUGCUGUGCUGCGUGUUGGUGGCGGCGUGGGAGGCGGCGCGGGGACAGCUGCGCUACUCGGUGCCCGAGGAGCUGCCCAAGGGCUCGUUCGUGGGCGACGUGGCCAAGGACCUGGCGCUGGAGCUGGCGGCGCUCGGCGCCGGCGGCGCCCGAGUGGUGUCGCAAGGCAGGACGCAGUAUUUCGCUCUGCAUGCGAGCAGCGGGCACUUGGUGACGGCCGAGAGGAUAGACAGGGAGCAGCUGUGCCGGCUGCUGGAGGAAUGCGUGCUGCGCUGUGAGCUGAUCGUGGAGGGCGAGAUGAAGGUUUAUGCAAUUGAAGUGGAAAUCACGGAUAUUAACGACAAUACGCCCAGCUUUGGCGAGACAGAAAAUAAACUGAGAAUGAGCGAGACAACAGCCCCGGGAACUCUAUUUCCGCUUCCAGAGGCUCACGACCCGGACGUGGGUGUGAAUUCCCUGCAGAGCUACGCGCUGAGCGGCGACGAGCACUUCUCGUUGUCCGUGCAGGCGGGAGCCGACGGCGAGAAGCGUCCCGAGCUGGUGCUGGCCAAGGCGCUGGACCGGGAGGAGGCGGCGUUUCACGAGCUGCUGCUGAGGGCGAGCGACGGCGGCGACCCGGCGCGGACGGGCACGGCGCGCAUCCGCGUGGCUGUGCUGGACGCCAACGACAACGCGCCCACGUUCAGCCAGGCGGUGUACACGGUGCGAGUGCCCGAGGACGUGCCCGUGGGCUCCACGCUGCUCCGCGUCACCGCCACCGACCCCGACGACGGAACCAACGGCGACGUGAAAUAUUCGAUGAAGAAAGCCACAGACACUGCCUCGGAGAUCUUCCAUCUUGAUUUAGAUGUAGGAGCGAUCAGGCUCAUAAGGAACCUGGACUUUGAGGAAUGGAAUUCCUAUGAAUUGGAAUUACAGGCACGGGACGGAGGUGCUUUCGACACAGCGAAGGUGUCGAUCUCGGUGACAGACGUGAACGACAACGCGCCCGAGAUUUACCGGUGCAGGUCGGCGCUGAGCGAGAUCUCGGAGGACGCGGCGCCGGGGACGGUGGUGGCGCUGCUGCACGUGCAGGACCGCGACUCGGGCGCCAACGGGGAGGUGCGGUGCAGCCUGGGCGAGGGCGUCCCGUUCCGGCUGGAGCGGGCGCUGGACGACUACUACAGCGUGGUGACGGCGCGGGAGCUGGACCGCGAGCGGGCGUCGGAGUACAACGUGACGGUGCGGGCGGCGGACGGCGGGUCGCCGGCGCUGCGGAGCGGCGCGGUGCUGGCGCUGCGGGUGCUGGACGUGAACGACAACGCGCCGGUGUUCGCGGAGGCGCGCUACAGCGCGCGGCUGCCCGAGAACAACGCCGAGGGCGCGCUGGUGCUGACGGUGCGCGCGUGGGACGCGGACUGGGGGCAGAACGCGCGCGUGCGCUACCGGCUGCGGGAGGGGCGGCUGCGGGGCGCGCCGCUGUCGUCCUACGUGUCGGUGCAGGCGGAGACGGGCGCGCUGUACGCGCUGCGCUCGUUCGACUACGAGGAGGUGCGCGAGGUGGAGCUGUGGGUGCGGGCGGAGGACGGCGGCGCGCCGCCGCUCAGCAGCAACGUGUCGGUGCGGCUGCUGAUCGCGGACGAGAACGACAACGCGCCGCAGGUGCUGUACCCGCCGGCGGCGCCGGGGCCGGGGCCGGGUCCGGGAUCGGGCGCGGGCGUCGGUGCGUGGGGCUCGGCGUCGGGCGCGUGGAGCUGGGCGGGCGUGGAGCUGGCGCCGCGCUCGGCGGAGCCCGGCGCGCUGGUGGCCAAGGUGGUGGCGGUGGACGCGGACGCGGGGCAGAACGCGUGGCUGUCGUACGAGCUGGCCAAGGCGACGGAGCCGGGGCUGUUCCGCGUGGGGCUGCACAGCGGCGAGGUGCGCACGGCGCGCUCGCCGCUGGCCCGCGACGCGGCCCGGCACAGCCUGGUGGUGGUGGUGAAGGACCGCGGGCGGCCGGCGCUGUCGGCCACGGCCACGCUGACGGUGGUGCUGGCCGAGAGCGUGGCCGAGCUGCUGUCGGAGCUGGGCAGCGCGGCGGCGCCGGCCGAGCCCGCCGGCAGCCUGACGCGCUGGCUGGUGCUGGCCGUGGCGGCCGUGUCCUGCCUCUUCCUCGCCUUCCUGCUGCUGCUGCUGGCGCUGCGCCUGCGCCGCUGGCGCCGCUCGCGGCUGCUGCCGCCGCCUUCGGCCGGCGCCGCCUUGCGCGGCGUCCCGGCCUCGCACUUCGUGGGCAUCGACGGCGUCCGCGCCUUCCUGCGCUCCUACUCGCACGACGUGUCGCUCACCGCCGACUCGCGCAAGAGCCAGCUGCGCUGCGCGGGCGGCAGCUGCUGCGACACGCUCCCGGCCCGGCCGCCGCCCGACGAGGCCGCGCCGCUGCGCGGGGAAGACGCUGCCGCCCACCGCGCCGCCGAGCCCGACGGCCUCCCGGUGAGUGCUGCCACCGCCGCGGCUCCCCACUCCCUGCCUUCCCGCUCGCCUUUCGCUCCGGUCUUUGACUCCCCCUAGUGUCGCGUUUUCCCUUCUGCUCUCCAGGUUUCCUUUGAUGGCGAAUCUGUUACUAGGACCUGUCUCUUUCUUCUCCUCUAUCCUAAUUCUCUCUGAUGUUCGGCGUUAACGGCCCUCUUCUGCGAAUUGUUGUCGCUCUCUCUGUUGGGCAACGUUAGUGACAGUUCACUAUCCCGAGGCGUGUAGAGAUAUUCUUUCCGGGACGUGUGAAGUGUUAGCACUUUCACUGCCUCCUUUCAGUUCGUGCCGUGUCCUCCUCUCUCAGCUAUACCCGAAGGCACGCGACUCACUCGUCAGAUGAAGCUAUAUCCGUAAUAGAUUCCUUAUCUUAAAUGACUCGUUAGUUGAAGCUCUUUCCCCGGUUAAUGCCUUUGUCUUUCUAAUGGUCAGUUUAUGAAAACGUUAAUAUUGACAUGUCAGGAGCUGUAGCUUUGACGUCGUUCCUUUCUUUUUGAGGUAACCUUUACUUUUUAAUUACCUGCGCUGGUAAUUAAACUAUUUCCCUUUGUGUAGACACUGAAUAGAUGAGAGAGAGAGAAAGAGUUAAUCCUUUUUUGUUUUCAUGGACUGAUGCUUUGGCUCCCAUAUCAAUGAUAUCUUACAACUACUUGAGUAUCUCUUACCAUUGUCCGACUGGGUCCUAAUGACCCCUGUUGUAAUGAAACUUUUCCCUUCUUCCUCUUCAGAAUAUUUCCGUUGGUGCCUCAGGAUGUGCUGAGCACAUAAUUGCUUUUACCUUCUUCUGUGCAUUCGUUUUCAGGCACUUGUUGGAGAAACCGGCUUGCAAUAGGUUCUUAAGUACUGUCUGCUAGCUGUUAGGAUAAUACUUGAUUAGAACAGUUGUGAGUGUUUGUGAGUGGCGUCAGGGUGCUGUGUGUGAAGGGCACAUGGACAAAAUCUGUGAUAUAGUUUGCUUAUUCUCUGUCUUGGACAUAUCUAAGGUGGAUCUGGGUGGCAUGACAUAUGCACAUGCACAAGCUAUGGCAGCUGCAACUGUUUUUCAUGAUCCAGACUUCAUGUUUUUGCUGUUUAGUCUUCCUGGUGAAAGACGAUUGACAUCUGGUGGUUGACAUGUUGGAGAGCGGUUUCACUGUUACGUUGCCUUCUAGUCCAAAUUACUCUGCUUAUCCUUUCCUCCUUUACAACUCAUUCCUCAUCCUUCUCUUCCCCCACCCAUAGCAGUGAUUUGACUCACUCUUUGGAUGGCAAUAAGGGCAAUAAGAAUUGUCAGUUCACGGAUUUGGUUAGUUGAAAAUGGUUUUCCAAAUCUCACGCUUGGUCAUCGAGUUGUCAGUUUGUCUGAGUGUGAAAUUUAAGCAGUAGGACACUGUACGUAACUGGAUAGAAGCCACCUUUCCUUUCCCAUCUGAGGUAGCAGUAGGAUUUUGUUAGCAGCAUUGCCAUUGGAGUUCUUGUGUUUCUGUUCUUAUGUCCUAGUCAUUGUCUGGCAGAAAGAAUGAUAUCUGUGUAGAAUCAGGGCAGACAUGAAAUAGUUCAUCUUGCUUUUAUUGUACCUCUAUAGACAGUAGGUGUUCUUGUUCUUUCUGUUUCUACCUCGUUUGGGAUUUUUAAUUAGUGGAUGUAUUUGUCUGCUGCUUUUCUAUUUUUCCUUAAUCUUGCCAACAAGUGGUAUUUGUGUGACUUGAAACUGGUCAUAGGAUGGUAGAGUCAUGGAAUGGUUUGUGUUGGAAGGGACCUUUAAGAUCACCUAGUUCUAAUCCCUCUGCUGCAGUCAGGGAUGCCUCCCUCUAGACCAGGUUGUUCACAUUCCUAUCCAGCCUGGCCUUGAAUGUCUCUUGGGAGGGAACAGCCACAGCCUUGCAGGACAACCUGUUCUACUGUCUCACUACCCUCUCAAGUAAAUAAGUUCUUCCUAAUAUCUGUCUAGUCUAAACCUAUUGCCUUGUGUUUAAAGCCAUUUCCCCUUGUCCUUUCUGUACAUACCCUCUUAAAAAACCCUCACCAGCUUUCUGUGGGCUGCCUUCAGGUACUGGAAGGUCAGUAUAAGGUCUCCCCAGCACCUUCUCUUCUCUAUGCUGAAGAGCCCCAGCUCUCUCAGACUGUCCUCAUGGGGGAGGUGCUCCAGCUCUCUGAUCAUCUCCGUGGCCCUCCUCCAGACCUGCUUCAACACCCCAAUGUCCUGUUUGUUUUGGGGAACAGUGAACUGGAUGCUGUACUCCAGGUGGUGUCUCAGAAGGGCAGAGUAAGGGGGCAGAAUCACCUCCCUCGACCUACUGGUCACAAUUCUGUUGAUGCAACCCAGGAUAUUGUUGGCUUUGUGGGCUGAAAGUGCACAUUGCAGGCUCAUGUUUCAUCUUUAAUUAACUGACAUCCCUGAAUCCUUCUCCUCUCAGGUUGCUUUCAGGCCUUUCUCCAUCCAACUUUUAUCUGUGCUUGGGAUUGCCCCAACCCAGGUGUAGGACCUCACACUCAGCCUUGUUGAACUUCAUGAGGUUGGCAUGGGCCCACCUCUCAAGCCUGUCUGGGUUCCUCUGGAUGAUAUCCCUUCCCUCUAGCGUGUCAACUACACCACUCAGCUUGGUGUCUUCUGUAAACUAGCUGAGGUUUCACUCAAUCCCACUGUCUAUGCCAUCUACAAAGAUGUGAAAUAACACAAGCCCCAGCAUCAAUCCCCAAGGAAUGCCACUCAUCACUGUUACCUUGUGAUAUGCUGUUUCUACACAGGCAUCAUUAGGUCAUCAUUUUCUUGAAGGAUGUUUUUUUUUCCCAUUUCUGGACAGUGCUUUUGCAUAUGGAAAUGGCAGGAUCCAAACUUCAAGUUCUUGAUGCUUCUUCUUCCUACAGAAAGAUUGUCAUCUGUUGGUUGACAUGUUUGAGAGUGAUUUUGAGUGUUGUACUGGAGGAAAUCCUUCCUUCCUUCCUUCCUUUGACAACAUCUCAAUCACCCAAAGAUAGAAAAUUCUGUUUGAGGAGAAAGCGAGCAGAAGGUGAAAGUGUGUGACGUACAAUUUCUCAAAAGCAUUAAAGUCCAAAAGGCCCAUGAGAAUGGGUGUAAACUUUUGGUUCCAUUAUUUCUGUGUGCUUCCAGUAGUGAGCGUGCUUUGACAGAUGCCUGAACCCUUUUGCUCUUUCCACAUUCAGACAUCUUCCUGACUGGGCUUAGGCUUGCUGGCUGAGAUUGUCCUAAAAUUGAACAAUGCUUAUCCAGGUAUAAAUUCUGCUUCUCAUCUAAACUCUUCAAACCUUUCUACUUGAUGAUCUAUUGAGGGAUGAUCAUGCUGCAGAUGGGACAUGGUGGAAAAAAUGAGUGGGUAACUGACGCUUUGAUGCCGUUUGGUAUCAACAAAUACUAAGGCAAUGGUGAAAAGUGUAUUUGACAAUGGCUCAGGGAUGCCAUAGGAGUAUAGCUCAUGCAGGAAGGAGUAAUGUUUGAAUGCCAAACUUUCACGUGCAGAGAAGUCUUCUCUAGAGCACAAAUGCAGUGGCAGAAUCCCUCUUAUGGGUUCAUUACCUGAAUUUCGAGUUGAAUAAAACUUGGUGUGAUGGAAGAGUGAUGUCUGAUGAGGGAUAGCAAUGUUCUUCCCUUCUGUACUUUUCACUUCUUGGCCUUGUUUGUUUUCUAGAUUGAACUGGGCCUCAGGACAGGACGAGGACUUGAAUAUACUUAAGUUUCCCUGCAGUGUCACUGAAUGAAAUGCUCUCACCAGUGGCUGACACAUGGGUAAAAUAUGGAUGUUGUCCAUGGAGCACGUAAAGGGUGGUGAGUGGCUGGAUGUGAAUGUGGAAAGCUGGUGGGUCAGCAGUGAUAUUGCGUGGACAGCAGAUUGAUUUCAUAGUUGGUGUCAUGGCCUUCAGCAUCUCUGCACAUUUUAAUCUCGUUUUUAUUGUUUUUAUUGGCAGUGGUAGUCUUCUGAUGAUCACAGAUUUUCAAAUAACUGUGCGCAUAGAGUGAUGAUGUAUACCUGUAACGUAGUAUAUUUCUUCUGUGAAGCUCUGUUAACCCAUCCAUGUUGAGCUAUAAUGUGACAGAGAGUAUCUUCUUAGCUUUAAUUCUUUUUCAGGGAUUUGUUCCCCGUGCCUUUGUGGUUUGUGUUUCCCAUUUCUGGAUAGGGAUUUUGCACUUGGAAAUGGCAUGGUUGUAUUGCAAGAUCUCCUUCCUCCUUUGGCAAGGUUUCAACCAUCUAAAGUCAGAGGAUUCCAUCUAAUGAAACUGAAACGGAAUCCCUCAAAAUUUCCUGAAAUAGUUGGGAAAGAUUCCUGUGGUGACACUUCUACGUUUAAAGUUUUGUAUUCAUUCAAGAUGAGCAGGAUGCAUAAGAAGAUACUUUGUGAAAGCUAGCAACUUUUUCUGAAGAUGUCAUCCACAGGUAGUACAGAGGAUGGCACUGAGGCACUACUUGCAGCGUAGGUCCUCAGUGAAUUUCCCAUGCACUGUGGAUGAAUGCUGUUGCUUGUAGAGAAGACUGUGACACCGUCCUGGUGCGUUUCUCUUGAAAGCUUCCUUUCCUACUUGAGGGACUGUAUCUACUCCUAGACUUUUGUUUAUGUAGAAAGGGUUUGUUGUCAUUGUUGUUUGCUUAUUUAUUUUUGAUGUAUUUUAUUUUGUAUCUGUUGUUCACAUAAGCCACUAGCUGGGUAUUUCAAGAGAGUUACAGAUGGUGUGGGAGACUGGAGACGUGUAGGUACUUCCGUGUUCUGCCUGUGCUGGAAACGUAAACCUCAAAAGACUGAAAGAUUGUACACUUGUGGGAAUGAGGGAGUGGUUUCAAUACAGACCUUGAACGUUUACAGCUGUCACGGCUAAGGCUUUGAUGUAUUUCUCCAUCCGUUAAAUGUCAGUGGAUGGAAUGCGCUUGCCACUGAGAGAGAGAACCGUAGGAAUGCGGGCACUGUCCGUGGUGCUGACUGUGUGUGUGAUUGUGGAGUACAGAGAUGAAAACCUAGUUUAUAGCAAAGAAACUUGGUAUGUUAAUGUGCCUUUGGUUGGGCAGUGGUAUGCUUUCAUCUCUGGUGCCACGGCCGCUCUUUUUCUGCUAUGAUUUUCCUGUCCUUAGAGGUAGUGAUGCUUCCCUGAGAAUCAAAAGCAUUUGGCAAAAGCUGCAGACAGCUGAGGUCUGGGAGGUGAACGAGUGGAUCGAGAAGGACUUAACACUAAUGAAGAAAAAGACGAAGAGGAGCUGAAGGAUGGUGUGGUAGCAGAUGUCCCCCGCAAAUGCAAAACUAGAACCGUAACUGCUCCAAAGGAGUGACUUCAUCAUAAAACUGCAUGUAGACCUGCAUGCACGUCUAUCAUCAGCCUCUGUUGCCUUCAUACCAAACUUCAAGGUGGUUUCCUCUGGUGUGUGAGUUGGUAUCUUGUUGGAAAGAAAGUAGGUGAACU